Molecule: messenger RNA, 3468 nt
Organism: Calliphora vicina (urban bluebottle blowfly)
Lineage: Eukaryota; Metazoa; Arthropoda; Insecta; Diptera; Calliphoridae
Exons: 1
Coding region: 202-3468 (1088 amino acids)
Biological process (GO): protein targeting to membrane; peptidyl-L-cysteine S-palmitoylation
Cellular component (GO): Golgi apparatus; endoplasmic reticulum
Molecular function (GO): protein-cysteine S-palmitoyltransferase activity
Source: RefSeq, a predicted model, not a curated record
AGACUUGAAUAUCACUUAUACAUCGUUGUAACCUGUAAUGUUGGUUAGACUUGCCGGCCAUAGUCAUCCUAAUUUCAUUCAUUAUUAUUCCUUCCAUAGCAAUAACAUACAUUCCACUUCAACUCAGCAACUACUACAACUCUUUGACUAUAUCUUCAUAAACUUCCAAGAUAUCAAGACAAAUGUUAAACUUAAAGCAACAUGCUACCAGAGUAUAAUGAACAGGAACCCAUUGAAGCCACUGCGGAAAAUGUAAUUCAAUCCAAAGAUGCUGAAUUAGAAUUAAUCUCAGCGGAUCUGCUGCAAAACGGCAUUACUGUAAUAUCGUCCUAUAGUGAUGAGGAUACAUCAAGUAUACCUGAUAAAUCUGCAAGUCAUACAAAUACCGACGACAAUAUAAUAACUAUAACUACAGCGAGUAUAAAUGAUUAUGCCAAAAAUCCUGAAUUGUAUACAGAACUAACCCAAAUUAAGACUCAUAAGACCCAUACGACAGCAUCGAAAAUUUUAAAGUUUUUUAGUAAAAAAGAUACUCAGCAACCGAUAGAGAAUUCCACUAGUUCUACAGAGGGUCUUAAUGGUCUGAAAACAACUUCAAAUAAUAAUAAUCAUUUGGCUAAUAUAAGAAGCUCCAAUGCUUUAGUAGGGCCAUGGAAGUUUUCUCAUUGCAUCUCCUUCCAAGAGAAUAUAGCCGAUGUGCAUCAUCGUAAGGGUAGACGUAUAAAUGGUCUACAGACCCCUUUACAUCCUUUACAACUAUUUGGUUGGUUUGUGCUGAUAUUAUUUGGCUUAGCCGCCUAUUGGAUCUUAAUACCCUCGUUUAAUACGGAUAUACAAGGACCUCUAUAUGGCUUGAUAACCGGCCUAUAUAUCGUUCAUGUAGUUUCUCAUCUAGUAGCCUUGCUAAUAGAUCCUGCAGAUCGUGAAUUACGUAGAGUCCAUCGCAACGAUCGUAUUGUGCCCGAGUUUGAUCGUUCCAAACACGCCCACGUCAUUGAGAACGGUCGGUGUCAUUUGUGUAAUAUACGUACCUCGUCGCAUCGCACGAAACAUUGCUCGGUGUGCAAUAAAUGCGUGGGUAAAUUUGAUCAUCACUGUAAAUGGUUGAAUCAUUGUAUCGGAUCACGUAACUAUGUCGCUUUUCUAAUGUGUGUCGUAAGUGCUGUUUGCGCUACGCUGGUGAUUCUAUUAGCGGUUAUAGCUCAGAUUGUUUUAUAUUAUCUCCAACCGGAAUGGCUUAGUUAUUGGUAUCCCACGCAACAUGUAUUGGAAGGCCACGCAAUAGAUGAAAGCCAAUAUUUGACGUUGAAUGGUAGCACAAAUGCAACAAGUGCUGCAUCUAAUUAUACAACCAAUGACUAUGAAGAUAUUUUAUUUACGCCAAACUCUACCUUACCCACAUUUGUGGAAAAUGCCACGAUCCUAAUCAAGGACACAUUAAACGAGACCUUAGCAAACAAUACCGCUAGCAUACUAACAUCCCCAGACGAUGAAGAGAUAGGCAGAGAUAUUUUUAAGGAUACCGCCUCUAUAGCCCAUAACAGUACUUCAGUAUUCUUUGCCGGCAUAGCCGUGAGUCACACUAUAUUUCUCGUACUAUUGGGUUGUUUGGGCCUGUUGGCAGCCAUCACCGCUGGUCUGCUGUUACAUCUAUGUUUCUUUCAUAUUUACAUUUCAUUUUUGGGUCUAACCACCUAUGAGUAUAUACGUAAUCAUCGCCAAGCCCAAGAAGCCAAAAACAAAUUAGCAGCUACUGCCAAAAGUGCACAAGCCGAUACACAAUUAACUCCACCUACCAACAACCAUCCGUCCAAAAGGACCUCAGAAUGUGGCCAAUUCUAUAUGUGUUCCAAAGUACGUCAUCCCAAUGACGGCGAUCCGAUGCAACGGCAACAAAACUCGUUUCAAUUAGAAUCCAAUCCACAUAUAAAUUUUCACUGUUGUGCCAACUCUAGGGAAUAUCAUCAGACUGCCUUAAAGACAUACUACAUGUGUUCCUUGCUAGAUGAAACUAAUAUCAAGUCACCAUUGACCAUAGCUCACAUCUCAGGAGCCAACACAGAAUUAGACUCUACAACCGAUGACAAUACUGAGGCGUUUAACACAUUUCACUGCUGCUCAUCCUUUAAGGCGGCUUCCACACAAAGAAGAGUAAGCGCUGCAACUACCAAAGCAACGCUAGUAACGAAUCUAGAGACUGCUACAGCUGCUCUAAACAAUCGCCGCUCUUAUCUCCAAUAUACUGAACAAUGUACAUUUUGCUCGUUUCGCUUACGAAGUCCCAUCAUAGCGAAGAGAGAAUCCAAGCCAAAAACAAAUAAAACAUCAACGCCAAAGUCCGAAAAUCCUCAACAAGUGUCACGCACAUCCUCGGGGAAAUCACAGUCAUCUGUACAAACAGCUGCUGCUCAGAAACGUUGUUGCAUGCAGACGAUUUCUAAGCACCAGAGAUGGCGUAGAAAAUGGAACUGUUGCUCCGCAGUGCCAGAUAGUCCUGAUGUUCCCAAUGAUAUUAUAGCUGCAUUAGCACACAAACAUCACCAAGAGCUCGCUGCAAAAAUGACGCUCAAAGAAGAGCAUUCCAUCAAUUAUGGAAAUUCAAAUGGUAACAGUGCGACCCAAAUACCACACAACUCGCCGAGGUCGGUGGAACACUCUAAAGCUACACAUACACAUCUACAUAACACUAGAACGUGGCCGGUGGCUAGAUUCCGACACUUUAUGCGUGUCAUAAAUCGCUACAGAAGACCCAGGUGUAGACUACAACUCAAUGCCGAACAUGGCCUUAAACAAAACCAAGUUAGACCGAUACAUUUACAAAAAGAAGACAACUGUUGCCAACACAAACAUUCAUACGGAUCCAAUUCCUCAGCCACUACAAACUCGCCAAACAACACUCUCACAGAAAGUUCCAGAGAACACAGCAGCUACUCGGACAGCAGUAGUGGCAUGACAACACCCUGCUCUCAAGCCACAUAUAAAACAUCUGUAUUGCCCACAUCGAUCAUAAGAGAUGACACAUCAGUGACUUAUACCACUCCCAUUGGUAUAACAUUGCCGCCUGCUUUACCUCCGCCCACUCGUAGGCGUAUACCCAAUACUGCAGAUUUAGAGGAAUUAGCGGAAACUCUAGCUUUCGCCUCGUCUCAACCGUCCAAUGCUGCAAAUUCUUCAUACAAUCCCAUACCGCGAUUACCAACCAUCAACAAUGUCUAUCGACGUCAACGACGUAAACAUUUCUUGCGAACAAGAUCCCCGACUUUAUCACCCAUACAUGAAUCGGGAUUAUCAAAUCCUACUUCGCCCCAACCGUGUCGUCACAAUGCAACAUCAUGUACACCAGCAACAUCGAUGGCCAAUAAUUUGUGUGGCAGUGCGCUGAAUACAUCAGAAUUAGCGCGAAAGACAUCAUCCAACAGCUCGUUGCACAGUGACACGUCUACGACAUCGUCUAGUAGUACCAAUUGA